AUUUAUAACAAUCCGAAUGAGAACAUGUUUCCUAAGAUAGAGAGGAAUCAGAGGACAGGGAUGCCUUUCACAGCCUUCGACACGACUAGAGGAAUACCUGUCUGCAACAGUGAGCUUUUUAACCAAGCCAACACUGAUGGAGUGGUUCCUUUAGGAGCUAUAGCUAGAGAUCUUGAGUCAGGCCUCCAGAACAAUUUUGUUAAGUUUAAAAAUUCCUCAUCUAAAUGCAGAAAUCUGAAGUCGAUUCAACUGAGAGAAAAAUGUGAAAAGGACAUAAAUGUCUUCUUUGAUAGCCUUUUGGAAGAUAUCAACAAAACUGAAGAAACUCUCUUGAGAGAAGCUGAAUCCUCACUGAACAUGGCUGAACUCAAGGCAGUCAUUGAAAACGCUCCUGAGCUUCAGGAAGAAUGCAUUAAGAGAAUUAUGGAUGAAAAGAAAAGAUUUGACACCAAAAUGGACAGUAAACAGUUUGCAUAUAUUACUAGAAGAAAAGACUAUUUUGAUGGGUUUUUGAACCAUAUGGAUCAGAGUCGAGAAAAGCUUGAUGAUUUAUACUCCAAUGGAUCUUUGAAAGCCAAGUCUAUAGUCAACUUUAACAAUGAUAGUAAAUUGUAUGGAACUCCUUUGAUAGAAAUGGCAAGUAAUUGUAUCAUGAUUGAUGAACAACCAAGUUGUAAGAGGAAUGCAAGAAACAGUCCUGUUAAAUCACGUCAAAUGCCUCAAACCCAAGCUCCGCAAAAUAGUAUAAAUCAGGCUCCUCAAUCUUUGACAUCUCAAAUGAUCCAACAAAUGAAGCCACAAGUAAACCAAAUACAGAGGCCUCAAGUUCAACAACAUAACCAUCCUCAUGUUCUGCAGCCUAGCCAUCCUCAAGUUCAGCAGCCUAGCCAUUCUCAAGUUCAGCAGCCUAGCCAUUCUCAAGUUCAACAGCCUAGCCAUUCUCAAGUUCAACAGCCUAGCCAUUCUCAAGUUCAACAGCCUAGCCAUUCUCAGAUCCAACAGCAUAACCAUCCUCAAGUAUCCCAACCUCAAAGAUCCCAAAAUUUCCCAGCUGCUAGGCCUCAAGUUAUUCAAUCUCAAAAGCCUCAAAUUGCACACCCUCUAAAACCUCAAACGUCUCAUGCUCAACAACCUCAAACUCCUUUAGCUCAGAGACCUCAAGUUGCUCAGGCUCAAAGGCCUCAAGUAACACAAACUCCACAGGCUCAGAUCUCUCAGCCUGUAAAACCACAAGUUGAAGAAAAACAGCAGGUAAAAUUUAGUGAAGCCCUAUCGAAACCUUCUCAUUUGUUAUACCCAGGUAUGGAUUCUCAAAAACAGAAAUAUCAAAAUACCCAGACUGCAAACACUCAAGGAAGAACUCCCCAGGAUCAAAAGAUGGCUCAGUCUCAUGCUACUGCACAAGGUAAUCCUCAAGUGUCUCAUAUGAAGCCUCAACAGAAUGUCACUGCUACUAACUCUCAAGUACAAAAUUUAGCUUCUCAACCACAGAUUCAGAACAGACCUGCAAAUCUGCUAUCGAAUAUGAGAAUUGGAAUGCCUCCGAAAUUUUCCCAGGCUCCUGCUCAGCAGAAUACUCAGGGAGUUUCUAAAGAGACAAAGACACAAACUCCUGUAACCCAUCAGAAUGUUCAGAAACCUAGCUUUAGCAGUACUCCUGUAGCUCAAAAAGAACCUCAAAAGAUUGAAAACAAGAAUUUGUCACAGACUUUGGGUUCAGCGUUCAGUAUUCAGAUUCCUGGGCAACAGAAUAUCGGAAGCGCAGUGAUGAAAAAGCCUCAGACUCAGGCUCCAAAGAUAAGUAUGCCCCCUCUUCCAGGAUUUGGGGCUCCUAAAGCUGCUAAGCCAGCUCAGACUGUUAAUGUUAAGCCUUCUCCAGUGAAUGUAACUAGGCCUGUGGUUUCUAAGCCUGAGCCUUCUAAGUUAACUCAGAAUGUCAAUGUAGCUCAAACUGUGAGCUCAGGUCAACCUCAGAGGCCAAAACCAACUUCAGUAAAUACUUCUGAUAAAGAGAUAAAGGAAGAAGUUGAACAAAGAGAUGUUGAAAUGACUGAUGAUACUCCUUCGAAUGUUGAAAUGGCUAUACAGAAAGAAGCUCCUCCUCAAGAUGCUAUUCUAGAACAGACUGAUGCUCAUAUGUCUGAAGAGACCAAAACCGAUUCUGAGGUGAACAAAGAUUCUUCUAUAUCCUUUACCUGGCCUAAAAUUCUUCAUUCUCAUUUCUUUAAGAACAGAGGACAUGAGGUUUAUAGAAUCACUCGGACUGGGCAGAUUAAGAGACCACAGAUUUUCAGGGCUGAGAAUCUAUCAUUCUUCAAACUUCUGCAUAAUAACAAAGACCAGAUUUACUUACUUGGUGGAGCAAAUAAUGACGAAAUGGGCAGAGUUUACUCCAAAACCAGAAGAGUUGACUUUACAGCUUGUAGAUCAGAGAUCAUUGCAAAGAUGAACACAGCCAGGUGCAACUUCGGAGCCAUUUUCUCUCAAGACCAUAAAAAGAUCUAUGUUGUUGGUGGUGAUGUUAGUUAUGAAAUGACCACAGACCAUACCGAAGUAUUUGACAUUUCUAAGAACGAAUGGACCUACCUCAGACCAUUGAAUGAAAGUAAAGCCAAACCUGGACUAGCUAUCUUGGGAGGAUAUUUGUACUGUUUUGGAGGAAUUGAAAAACAAAAACAGCAAGAUCCUCUCAGUAAAAACAUUGAAAGAUUAAAUCUCAGUGAUCCUCAAGCUCAAUGGGAACUUUUAGACGAAAAACUACCUGAUGGAGUAUGCUACCAAGGAAUUAUCCCAAUUACAAGCAAUGAAUGUCUCUUAGUUGGAGGAACUAAAGGAACUACUUCUUCACAAACCCUAAUAUUUAAGCUUCCAUCGAGUGAAACAGGAAUGAAGCAUUCAAUCACAGUUGGAAACUCUCUUCAGACUUCAGACUAUUUCGAUAUGACAGAUCUAUUCUCUCAAACAGGAGAGAAUGAGAUUGCUUUCCCAGGACAUUACUCAAUGCACUUUAUGAACACUGUCAGCUUGACAUUCAAAUCCACGAAAUAUUUUUCUUAGGCUGUAAUCCAUACUAAUUUCUUAAUUUCACAGAAAUAUCUUUUU
This is a messenger RNA of Moneuplotes crassus, 3102 nucleotides long. The record is from the annotation of a GenBank genome assembly. NCBI's taxonomy places the organism in Eukaryota, Ciliophora, Spirotrichea, Euplotida, Euplotidae.